GUCAGAGUGACUGACAGCUUCCUGAGGGAGCAGCUGAUAAAGGUCUAGAGUGUGAAGGUUCCUCUGGAGGGUUCACAGGUCGGACCAGAGAAGCUCCAGGUGAAGACUCCACCUUCUUCUUCUUCUUCUUCAGACUGAACCGUGCUUCUCCUGCUGCUACUUUGAGAAGUUACAGAUGAAGGAGAAUCUUCUUCACAUGUAAACAUGAAUUCAGAUGGGAGAAGCUCUGCAGCCAAUCACAGAGAGGACUGGGACUUCCCUCAAUCCCACAGACCAGUGUACGAAUCGAGUCUCGACAGCAGUGGACGACGCUCACAUGAUGACGAAAAUGAUUAUUAUGAUUAUGAGUCUGUAGCAUCAGUGACCAGCGACUCAUAUCAAACGACGCUCCACGAAGAAGAAGAAGAAGAAUGUGUUUAUGACUUUUAUGAGUCUGUAGCAUCAGUGACCAGCGACUCAUAUCAACCGACGCUCCACGAAGAAGAAGAAGAAGAAGAAGAAGAAGAAGAAGAAGAAGAAGAAGAAGAAGAAUGGUCCGAUGGUGAAAGUGUUUACAAAAUGUAUGACACACCAGAGUAUCAAGCGACGCUCCACAACAGUGACCAAUACUCAGAUGAUGAAAGAGUUUAUCAGGACGUCCCCGAGCUUCUCAGUGCUCCGUCGCUGCAGAAGAACCAAAAUGACCUGGACUCCACAUUCAUGCGGUUGGAGGAAAACAUAAUCCAAUAUGUGAAGACCCAGCUGAAGAGGUUCCAGAGGGCUCUGAGUCCCGACUGCUCCCAGUACACGUACCUAGAGAGCCACUGGGCGGACGAGGGGAUGAUGUACGGCCACGAUGACGAGCAGCGGAGGAGGUGCAGGAAGGCCUUUCUGAGGAUCACAGUGCACUUCCUCAGAAGAAUGGAGCUACACGAACUGGCUAACUCACUAAAAACCAGAACAAGAGCUGGAGUGUGUCAGCAUAAACUGAAGUCUAAGAUAAAGAAGGAUUUCCAGUGUGUGUCUGAGGAUGUCGGGGGAGCAGGACACCCAACCCUCCUGGAUCAGAUCUACACAGAGCUCUGCAUCACAGAGGGGGGGGCUGGAGAGCUCAGCCAUGAACAUGAGGUCAGACAGAUUGAAACUGCAUCCUGGAAACCAGACAGACCAGAAACAACCAUCAGACCAGAAGACAUCUUUAAAACCACAUGUGGAAGAGACGGACCAAUCAGGACAGUUCUUACAAAGGGAGUGGCUGGCAUUGGGAAAACCCUCCUCACCCAGAAGUUCACUCUGGACUGGGCUGAAGACAAAGCCAACCCCGACAUACAGUUCACAUUUCCAUUCACUUUCAGAGAGCUGAAUGUGCUGAAGAAGAAGAAGUACAGCCUGGUGGAACUCGUCCAUCACUUCUUCACUGACACCAAAGAAGCAGGAGUCUGCAGGUUUGAAGAGUUCCAGGUCCUCUUCAUCCUGGACGGUCUGGACGAGUGUCGACUUCCUCUGGACUUCCACAACACAGAGAUCCUGACCGACAUCACAGCCUCCACCUCAGUGGACGUGCUGCUGACGAACCUCAUCAGGGGGAAGCUGCUGCCAUCUGCUCGCCUCUGGAUAACCACACGACCUGCGGCAGCCAAUCAGAUCCCUCCUGAGUGUGUGGACAGGGUGACAGAGGUCAGAGGGUUCACUGACCCUCAGAAGGAGGAGUACUUCAGGAAGAGGUUCAGUGAUGAAGAACAGGCCAACACGAUCAUCUCUCACAUCCAGACGUCACGAAGCCUCCACAUCAUGUGUCACAUCCCGGUCUUCUGCUGGAUCACUGCUAAAGUUCUGAAGGACGUGUUGAACACCAGAGAGGGGGGGGAGCUGCCCAAGACGCUGACGGAGAUGUACAUCCACUUCCUGGUGGUUCAGUCCAAACUGAAGAAGCUCAGGUACCAUGGAACAGUUAGGCAAGAUCUACAUUGGAAUUCAGAAAAUAGAAAGAUGAUUGAGUCUCUGGGGAAACUGGCUUUUGAGCAGCUGCAGAAAGGAAACCUGAUCUUCUACGAGUCCGACCUGACAGAGAGUGACCUCGAUAUCACAGCCGCCUCCGUUUACUCAGGAGUGUUCACACAGAUCUUUAGAGAGGAGCGAGGCUUGUACCAGGACAAGGUGUUCUGCUUCGUCCACCUGAGCGUCCAGGAGUUUCUGGCUGCUCUUCACGUCCAUCUGACCUUCAUUAACUCUGGAGUCAAUCUGAUGUCAAAACCACGAGCAGCACCACUGAUAACCAGAGUCUUUAAAGACAGAGCUAAACUAAAAUAUCUCCAUCAGAGUGCAGUGGACAAGGCCUUACAGAGUCCUAAUGGACACCUGGACUUGUUCCUCCGUUUCCUCCUGGGUCUUUCAGUGCAGACCAAUCAGAAACAUCUACACGGCCUGUUGACACAGACAGGAAGUAACGGACAGAUAAAACAGAAAACAGUUGAGUACAUCAAGGAGAAGAUCAGUGAGGAUCUGUCUGUGGAGGGAAGCAUCAACCUGUUCCACUGUCUGAAUGAACUGAGUGACCGUUCUCUAGAGGACGAGAUCCAUCAGUCCCUCAAAUCAGGACGUCUCUCCACAGAGAAACUGUCUCCUGCUCAGUGGUCAGCUCUGAACUUCAUCUUACUGUCAUCAGGAAAAGAUCUGGAGGUGUUUGACCUGAAGAAAUACUCUGGUUCAGAGGAGGCUCUUCUGAGGCUGCUGCCGGUGGUCACAGCCUCCAAAAAAGCUCUGCUGAGCGGCUGUAACCUCUCAGAGAGAAGCUGUAGAGCUCUGUCCUCAGUCCUCAGCUCGACGUCCUGCAGACUGACAGAACUGGACCUGAGUAACAAUGACCUGCAGGAUUCAGGAGUGAAGCUGCUGGCUGCAGGUCUGAAGAGUCCACACUGCAAACUGGAAACUCUCAGUCUGUCAGGUUGUCUGAUCACAGACGAAAGCUGUGUGUCUGUAGCUUCUGCUCUGAGUAACAACCACCUCCACCUGAGAGAGCUGGACCUGAGCAACAACAACCUGCAGGGUCCAGGAGUGAAGCUGCUGUCCGCUGCACUGGACGACCAGUACUGGAGACUGGACUGUCUGAAGGUGGACGAAGGUGGAGAGCAGAUGCUGACUCCAAGUCUGAGGAAAUUUUCCUGCGACCUCACUGUCGACCCGGUCACCGCUCACAGGAACCUGCGGCUGUCUGACGGCUGCAGGACGGUGGAGCUGGUGAACGAGCAGCAGUCGUACCCUGAGGCCCCGGAGAGGUUUGAUUUCUUCUGUCAGCUGCUGUGCAGGAAUGGUCUGAGCGGUCGCUGCUACUGGGAGGUGGCGUGGAGUGGACAGGUGGACAUCGCGGUGACUCUCAGAGGAAUCAGAAGGAAAGGUUACAGAAACGCCUGCAGGCUGGGAGGGAACGACCAGUCCUGGUGUCUGAGCUGCUCGGAUCAUUGUUACUCUGUGUGGCACGACAACACAGAGACACUCGUUCCUGUCCCUGCGGCCUCCGUCUCUCACAGGGUGGGGGUGUAUGUGGACUGUCUUGCCGGCAUCUUGUCCUUCUACCGCGUCUCCUCGGACACACCGAUACACCUCCACACCUUCAACAUCAGAUUCACGAAUCUCUUCUACCCUGGGUUCAGGGUGUGGUUUGGCUCAGUGUCUCUGUGCUCAAGCUAAAGGAACUCACACUGUUGCCUAAAGAACUGAACAACCACUCCGUGCCCUUUACACCACGAGUCACCAUCACACACACACAAACCACUGUGUGGGCGUUGGGUCGCAUCUUGGCCAAGGACACGGACAUGUGGACUGUACCAACCGGGGAUCUCCCUUUUUCCCCCCGUCCAGCAGCAUAUCAUUAUUUGGGAAAUGUCAUUGGCUAAACGAUACGCCAUCAUCAGAACAAUCGGUUGCAAUUGGCUCAGCUUUUACACGUCAGAAGAGGGGCGGGCUCUUUCCAACAACAAGGUGCCUCGUUGGCUAUUGCAGGCUGUGGACAGCCCAUGCCAGCUCCGAUUGGGUCAAGUUUAGAUUGACAGCUCUCUUGAACCAAUAGGAUAUGGCUAUCCACCAUUGGCUGAGAUUGCGCAACAGCUGACAGUGGCUAUUCGUUGGUGUAAUAGCGUGUUUUCUCUGAUUAUGUUUCUGGAUCGGAUCGUCUGGACCUUUGACCAUGUACCAACACCGUCUUGUUGGAAUGUUUUUGAUCUGUGGAUUAAUAUGUAGCUUCUUAGGUGAGUGACGUCGACUUUGAGAUAGUAGUUUUAUCUACUUCCUGUCUGACUGAGACGUUGAUUGUACCGGCUGUGGUGAUCGGAUCUUGAAAUGGUAAAUAACAAUGUUUGACGCUGAUCGGUAAAACAGCGCCCAUGGGCCGAUGCCCUCGAGUGUGUGGAUCAUGUGGUUGAUGUGACAUGUAUGUGUUAAGUGUGGGGAGAUGUGUGUGUGUGCGUUGGUGCCCGGUUAGAGAAGUUAGUUAGACCGUGAAGAGCAUUACAUAACUAACAUUAACUUUCAAAUAACUUAUUAACAAAAUAUCCCAGCGACACAAAUCAACAUGAAUAGAGUUGAACAGUCUUUGCUUAUCUAAUGUAAUUAUUCAGCCCAGUUGUGUUAGGGUCCUUUUUGAUGUGCUGUUUGAAGUCCAGUGAACUGGUCCUGCUGGUUUGUGUUGGGAUUUUAAAUUUGAGCUUGUCUGUGUGUCUGUGUCUCUGAAGAUGUUAAUGGAACUGUACUGUAAACACAUGAAGGAGGGGGGGGCAGGAGCAGAUAUAUGCCUUCACACCAUGACUUCUAAUAACUGAUGCUGCUUGGUGUUAUCUUAUAUUAUAUAUUAAAGCAUAACUCCCUGAGAUUCAUUCAACAUCACACAGAGCUCCAGCAGCUGCCCCAGGUUCUGGAGGGCAGACGGAGGGGCGUUGUUUUGCUGUAACUUUUCAUACCUUUCAUUGCUUCUUAAUAAAUACUUGAUUGAACCAAA
Platichthys flesus (European flounder) is the source of this 4969-nucleotide messenger RNA. RefSeq names its product NLR family CARD domain-containing protein 3-like. Bases 205 to 3666 code for a protein of 1153 amino acids. The record is from RefSeq and is a predicted model, not a curated record. Gene Ontology annotation, molecular function: protein binding. Lineage: Eukaryota; Metazoa; Chordata; Actinopteri; Pleuronectiformes; Pleuronectidae. The transcript is spliced from 13 exons.